CAGAAAACAGGUUGCGAGGCCUGGAUCUGCAAUGCUAGAUGUGGGGAGCCACCCAGCUGCUUGAUGAUUUCUUAUAAUUUAACAGGGAAAGGGAAAUCUUUUCCUACCGCUGGCUUUUGAAACUGAUUUUAAAUCUGAAAGGGUGGAAACUGUAUGUCCCUUAGUUAGAACAGACUCCUUACUGGGAUGCCUUUUUGUCUGAUGCGUUUGUUCUGAGCCCGCUGACCAGGUGUUUCUGAACUUCAUUUUCUCAGCCUCAACAGUGUUACUGAGUCUGCUUUUAGCUUCCUUCGCCUUGGCUUUUUCUGUUCGUGAACAGCUGCUUGGCCCAUAGCUUAGAGAAAGCAGACUUUUCUCUCCCAAGAGAGCCUCCUCCCUGUGCUCAGAGAGAUGGGGAGUGGGGAGCCCAAUCCUGCUGGCAAGAAAAAGAAGUACCUCAAGGCUGCCCUGUAUGUGGGUGACUUGGACCCAGAUGUCACCGAGGACAUGCUUUAUAAAAAGUUCAGGCCUGCUGGCCCUCUGCGCUUCACCAGAAUCUGCCGUGACCCAGAGACCCGCAGCCCUCUGGGCUAUGGCUAUGUUAACUUCCGCUUUCCUGCAGAUGCUGAGUGGGCCCUGAACACCAUGAAUUUUGAUCUGAUUAAUGGCAAACCAUUCCGCCUCAUGUGGUCUCAGCCAGACGACCGCUUAAGAAAGUCUGGAGUUGGAAAUAUAUUCAUCAAAAACCUGGACAAAUCCAUAGACAACAGGGCUCUUUUUUAUUUGUUUUCUGCUUUUGGGAACAUUCUCUCUUGCAAAGUUGUAUGCGAUGACAACGGCUCUAAGGGUUAUGCCUAUGUGCACUUUGACAGCCUAGCAGCUGCCAAUAGAGCCAUCUGGCACAUGAAUGGUGUGCGGCUCAACAACCGCCAGGUGUAUGUUGGCCGAUUCAAAUUUCCAGAAGAGCGGGCAGCUGAAGUUAGGACCAGGGAUAGAGCAACUUUCACCAAUGUUUUCGUUAAAAACUUCGGCGAUGAAGUAGAUGAUGAAAAACUGAAGGAAAUUUUCAGUGAAUAUGGGCCAACCGAGAGUGUUAAGGUAAUAAGAGAUGCCAGUGGGAAAUCUAAAGGCUUUGGAUUUGUAAGAUAUGAGACACACGAGGCUGCUCAGAAGGCUGUGCUAGACCUGCAUGGAAGGUCCAUCGAUGGGAAAGCCCUAUAUGUAGGGCGAGCACAGAAGAAAAUUGAACGUCUGGCUGAAUUAAGGCGAAGAUUUGAAAGGCUGAAAGUCAAAGAAAAAAGUCGGCCUCCGGGGGUGCCUGUCUAUAUUAAGAACUUGGAUGAGACCAUCGAUGAUGAAAAACUAAGGGAGGAAUUUUCUUCCUUUGGAUCAAUUAGCCGAGCCAAAGUGAUGGUGGAAGUGGGGCAAGGCAAAGGGUUUGGUGUAGUCUGUUUCUCCUCUUUUGAAGAGGCUACCAAAGCAGUGGGUGAGAUGAAUGGUCGCAUGGUGGGCUCCAAACCGCUGCAUGUGACCCUGGGCCAAGCCAGGCGCAGGUGGUGAAAAUAAGAAUGUUCAAUUUGUUUCAGCCUUAAGCUGGUGCCUACUUAGUUUGGGCUAUUUUGUGAUAAAAGGUUAUUUUAUGCCAAUUCACAGGUUUUUUUUAAGUGAGUAUUUUCUUUUUUUUUAAAAAAAAAAAGUGAGACUAGAAAAUCUUGUUCAUUUUAGUGAAGAACAUAAUUUCUAAUUGUAAAACUGUCAUUUUGUACUAAUUUUUGAUGUAAUAUUCUUAGGAUUAUGGAGAAUAAAGUUUACUUCUCCACACAUUUGUUUUCCUAAAUGAGUCAAGGUGAAGUAACUGAUUGAGUAUAUUUUCUUCCUAUUUCAAUAUUACUACUAAAUUUGAUUUCUUCUAUGAAAAUAUUCUCAAAAUGCUCCACACUUCUGAUUCUAUCACAGUACAAACUUCUAACUUGCUUUUUGACAAAUCAAUAGCACAGGGGGAAAUGUAUGUGGUCCAGUUAUCAUUUGUGCAUAAUUUGACUUUAAAUUAUUAAUUAAUAUGAAUAUUCUUUGAAAAAGAUGUGACCUUUUUUCUUUCCUUUAUUUAUAUUAUUUUCAUUUUAAAAUACAUUUUGGGCAUACCACAAACUGAAUGGUGACUGUGACUAAGUGUUGGGAGUUUUUUUUUUAUUAACUUCAUACUCAGAGAAAUAAGCAUAUUGGUGUUUUUAUCAAUCAGUACCUUAGGAAAUUAAUACUUUAGGCAUUAAUUUUUUAAAUUAUUAGUUUCAUCUUUAAAAACCUUUCCUGAAAGAUCUGAAAUUUGACAACAAUCUAAAGAGCAUUCUUGCUACUCACUUUUCUAAAUUCCUUUGUAUGUAUACUUGAAUAAUGUUAAA
Myotis myotis is the source of this 2378-nucleotide messenger RNA. It is a transcript of the gene PABPC5, whose product is annotated as poly(A) binding protein cytoplasmic 5. Bases 391 to 1539 code for a protein of 382 amino acids. The transcript has a single exon. The record is from RefSeq and is a predicted model, not a curated record. Gene Ontology annotation, cellular component: ribonucleoprotein complex. NCBI's taxonomy places the organism in Eukaryota, Metazoa, Chordata, Mammalia, Chiroptera, Vespertilionidae. Gene Ontology annotation, molecular function: RNA binding.